UUACCAUACACAGCAGAUUUCAAGUGGAAAACGACAUUUCAUACGCACGACGUCUUAUGCGUCAUAUUACGAGUUUUAGUAAACUCAAGAAAAGAGAUGUUACACCAAUCUCACACGUGCAGUAUAUAGCACUUUCAACAAACUACAGCUACGAAACUAUAGUAACUACUGGACUUGUCCUUUUCAGAGACGCCGAUAUUGCAUACAAUAAAGAAAGUGAUUCGUUUAGAAAAAAAAUAGAAGUAACAUGUUUGGUUGCACGCAGUGUGAUACAAGAAGCAUUCAGUAAUUGGUUACUUACACUUAAACAGUCUGAUUCUUGGUUUAUCGAAGGAUUUUUGACAUUUUACGGAGUUUAUCUAGUCGAUCAGAUUUACAGUGAGACUUUACUGAUGUCGAUUGUGGUUCAGACACGACGAAUGGUUUUUGAAUAUACACAAGCAUUUACUGAAUAUUAUUAUUUAAUACAAGAUAAUCCAUUUCUCAAAACCGAAACUUUUGAUAAAAUGUGGAAACAGAGAGUACAAGUAAAACGGGAAAAUGAUACACAAUUUCUAGAAAUUAUGAUUCAAGAUUGUGUUACGGUUAAACAAAAGAACAUGUGUGCAUACAAGUGGUGGAUACCUAUAAUCUACGUAAAAAUAUCAAGAAAAACGUUUAGUACUAAUUAUGUGUACCUAAAACCAGACGGAAAAAGCAAAUUUCUUGCGAAUAUUGAAGAAGAUGAUUUUAUCAUAAUUACGGAGCCAAAUGGAUAUCGCGUCAACUAUGAUCGUAAAUCUUGGGAAAAUAUUGCUCUCUUCCUAAAAAGUGAAAAAUCUGAGAUUGGGGAUGCAUCUAAUUUAUCUGACGUCACUUUAGCACAAAUUCUUGACGAUGCGUUUUAUUUUUUAAUACAAAAUACAAAGUAUAUUGUACCUCCUGCUGCAAAUAGUAAAAAUUUAGACAUAUUUUUCAAUCUUGCAAGCAAUGUAGUUCGCGUAAAGAAUUCGUACAUAGUGUGGCAUUCCAUAUUUACAACUCUUCAAUACAUAUCAAAGAUUUUUCCAUUACCAGAAAGCGCAAAGAUUAAGGAUAAAGUCCUAGAAAUAUUGAAUAGUUUUCUGGAAGAUUUAUCACAUAAAAAUGUUUCCGAGAAUACUGUCAGUAAUCAAGUAUAUCACGAAGUUUUAAAAUGGACAUGCAUUCUUGGUGGCUUAAAGUGCAAAGAUCAUGUUAAUGCUAUAUUACUGUGGCAUUUUGAACAUCCUAUACAACACAGACAGUUACAUAUACAGCUGUUUGAAUAUGACGUCAAAAGACGUUUUGCUUGUACGCUUAUAAACAUUGUUGCCAAGUUGGCAGAGAUGGAUAUAUUGCCAAGGACUGAAGUUAAAAAUUGCAACUAA
This is a messenger RNA of Pseudomyrmex gracilis, 1388 nucleotides long. RefSeq lists its product as uncharacterized. Gene Ontology annotation, cellular component: cytoplasm. Gene Ontology annotation, molecular function: zinc ion binding; peptide binding; metalloaminopeptidase activity. The transcript has 8 exons. Gene Ontology annotation, biological process: proteolysis; peptide catabolic process. The record is from RefSeq and is a predicted model, not a curated record. The coding region runs from base 57 to 1388 and encodes 443 amino acids. Lineage: Eukaryota; Metazoa; Arthropoda; Insecta; Hymenoptera; Formicidae.